CACCGUCCAUGAUGUGUCCUACAUAGACACUUUGUGACACCAGUCAGCGAUUGUUCCAUUUGUCACCGCCAUUUAUUUACCUAUUUAAUUCUGCAGAUAUGGACAUGCUGAACAAUGACGAAUGUCAGUUUUGUUAUGAUAAAGUUAUCUUUCGUUGUAUGCCUUGUAAGGUAGCUCUUUGUAAGGACUGUGUAGCUGUCCAUAUCAAAAUGACCUCUACGAUAUCCCACAAAAUUGUUCUCUCAGAAGAGGGAAAAGAAGAAAAAAGGAGGCAGUUAUUUAAAAAAGAUACCCUAUCAUCUGGGUUUGAAAAUAUGUGUGAUGUAAGUUACCAAGACAUGGGAUUAUUUUACAUUUGCUCGGAACAAUGCAAAGUGAUAAAGAAACUUAAUCUCUCUGGAAAAGAAAUUGAUUCGUUUAAGGCGACCAAAAGUCCUCUCUGUGUAAAGUCGUGUUCUAAUGGUGUACUUUAUACGGAAUUUGGGAUAAAAGCGGUGAUGUUUUACAUAAGGGGACGUAUUAAACAUCUCUUCUCAACAGGAGACUGGCAACCACAAGGAGUAAACACAACUAAAGCUGGUAAUAUUUUGUUGACUCUUCGACGAAAUAAAGAAGCAAAACUAGUCACAUUUAGUCAACAUGGAAAUGUUUGCAGCGAAAUACAGUAUCAGGAUAGGGAACCUUUGUAUUGCGAUCCAUGGUAUGUAGUUGAGAGUCCAAGAGGUUAUCUCUGUGUAUCCGACCAGGGGAAAAGCUCGGUAAUUUGUGUACGCAGUGAUGGCGAACUAAUAUUUCAAUAUUAUGGACACAGAAAUUCAUUCUACCCACGUGGUUUGUGUUCAGACGCCACUUCCCAUUUUAUUGUUGCUGACCCAUGGAACAACAAACUUCAUUAUAUUUCUUCAUGCGGAGAGUUUAUUUGUUAUCUUGAGUAUGAGUCGAUGGAUAGUCCUACAAGUAUAUCUAAUGUUGCUGAUAAACCAAACAAUUUUCUUAUUUGUGAAAUCGGGGGAUUUAUUCAUAGCGUAGAAAUGUAACAAAAAGGGAUCUGUUUUUCUUACGUUUUCUGCUUCAGCCAUUAUAAUUAUUUACCAU
Messenger RNA from Saccostrea echinata, 1095 nucleotides. RefSeq lists its product as uncharacterized. The record is from RefSeq and is a predicted model, not a curated record. Lineage: Eukaryota; Metazoa; Mollusca; Bivalvia; Ostreida; Ostreidae. The transcript has a single exon. Bases 99 to 1037 code for a protein of 312 amino acids.